AUGAGUUCCCAAUUUGAUCACACAAUAUAUAGUUCUUCCUCUACUUCUUCUGAUAUUAGUUUUCAAACAGCAAGAUCCACUUACUUCUCAAUAGAAAAAGAAGAAAAUGAAAAUGAAAACCAAAACCCACUACAAAAAAACCAAUCAUCCUUUCUUUUUAAUACAGUACUAGAGGGACGACAAAAAUCAGAUCUAACAUCUUUCUCGAAGGACACAACAACCCCAACUAGUACGGCUACGAGUCCAAAUAUACCGACUUCUAAAGAUAUUAUGACACCAAUUUUAAACCAAAGUAACCAAUUUACUGUCGAUGAAAAUGGAAACCAAUUUUUUGAUGAAGAUAAAACACCACUGGUCAACCAGUACAUUUCAUCUUCUAUAUCUCCUGCCGACGUUACUAGUGAAGAUUAUACGGUGAACCAAUCAAAAAAUUAUACCGAGAACGAGAAUUAUCGUUCUUCUCCUGUUUCAACCAACCCAACAAACCAUCUUAAUAAUACUCAUGAUGUCAAUAGCAAUCAAAACAGUGAUUUAAAUAAUGGUCAUAAAGAUGCUCUUGAUUACGAAAAGGCCCCUAAGACUUUUAUGAUCAAUGAGAAUCCCAAAACAGCCUCAAUGUAUCCAUUUAUUGAUGAAGAAAAAGAUUUACUGUUUAAAGAAAAUUCAACAAAAACUACAAAUGAAGGAGUAGAUUCUCAUAAUGGUACAUUUUUGGUUUCAAAAAAUAAAAUUUCUAAAAAUAAUGCCCAUGAUAACAAUUCAAACGAAUGGUCACCGCCGUUAGCCACGGAAAACACUUCAAAAGGUGACACUAUCGAUAGCAGUAACUUUUUACUCAACUCUAGCAAUGACACAGAGUACAAUAACGAAAUUUUUUCAAAUGCUAAUAAAUUGGUAACGGAAACACCCACUAGAAAGUCAAGCGUUAUGAAAAACACAGAUUUACAGAUAGAGGAAGAAAAUUACUCUUAUUUAUUUAUAGUAGCUACACAUUCCUUUGACAAGGAAAGCUUAGAUAACGAAGAAGACAGGCAUAUAUGCUUAUCUUUUGAAAAAGACGAUGUGGCGUUUGUUCAUGCGGUCGAUGAGAGUGGUUGGGGAGAGGUUACCUUAAUCAAAAAUAACGAAAAUGGUUGGGUCCCAUUUAAUUACUUUACAGAUGUGGUAAAAUAUAAUAGUGAUAGCAAUAAAAAUAGAAAUUCCACGCUUUCCGAUUUACAAAUUAAAAUUACUAGUAGAGAGCCAAUGGAUCGUUUAUUAAGUGAGUGUGGUAAAUUUUUACUGUACCCCUAUGGUAAGCCAGUUACGGAGACAAUUAAUAAUGGUAUUAGCAGCAACCAUGACGAAGACACUGCUUCUAAAACAUUUAACAUUCAGGAUAUUAAUAAUAUUAGAGAUGGUGUUAAAAUUUUGUUAGAAAAAACCGGUUCCAUUUCAAGGUCAAACGAUUUGGUGAGGACCAAGCCACUCUUACGUAAAACAAGAAAAAGGUUAUUGGCAACUUGGUAUUCAUUAAUGGUUAAAGCUGAUUCCUAUAAAAACACCACUGACCGGGAGAAAAUUAAUUUACUUUUGACUAUUGUGUACAAGAUUGUGAAAAGGGCAUUUUUAUUUUAUGAUGUUUGGGCCAUUGAAAAACAAUCUUUUGAAAAUGAGAAAAAAUUGAAAAUUUUAAACACUGCAAACGCCACGCCUGAAGAAAAAAUCAAAGCCAUCAAUAACAAACCCAGAAACUCGGUAAUGUUACCCACAGAGAUUAAAUAUUUAGACUCCCCGCCAAUGACCUCGCAAAGAUUAGCUGAUGUUAGUUUUUAUCUUAUUCGUUAUCUUUCUUUGAUUUUGGGUAGAAUGGAUAUGAUAGAAAAUAAUACUGCAGGCUGUGAAAUAUUAGAAUAUCUAGUCCAUCAGAUAAUUUUAUUGUUAAGAGAGUUGUUGUACAUUAGCAAAUCGUGUUCCUCCAUGAUAACUGUCAAGUAUAACAGUUCCUAUGACAAUAUGCUGGAUCACACACUAGACCCCUUGCUAUCUUUAGUUUCUGAAUUAGUUUCUGCCGUUAAAGUGUUUGUUACGAAAACCUUACAUCAUGCAUCUCCAACCAUACAAAACACUGGAGAUAUGAAUGAAACACAGAGAAGAAUUUUGGUGUUAUCUGCUAAUACUGUUGGUUCUGGUCCUUUUUUACAUACAGAAGACGGUAGUAACUUUAUCAAAAUUGUUUCUCAAAUGACUAAAUUGAUAGAUACAGCAAUAAGGAGUUGUGAUCAUUAUUUAAGAUUACUUGGCGACUUUCAACUAGGAAGUGACAGAAGUUACCCUGAUUUUGAUGCAAGUGGUAUUACUCCACAGAAAUUUAUCAAAAUUUGUUCAACAUCUUUAUUGAAAGAUAUAUCUGGAAGAAGCUGGAUACAUCAAAACACCUCGACAGUUCCCUCUGGUGGGGAUAGUAGAAACACGACGUACAGUAGUAAAACUGAGACUCCUUUGAACAAUGUAUUAACACGAGAUUCGACAUAUGUCACAAAUAAUUCCCAAAAAAGAUAUAGCAGGAACUUGACUAGAUUUUCUGCAAUUAGAACCAAUGGGGAUCAAAAGGACUACGGCAAUGCCAUUUGCUUGACAGCUGAGGGUACUCAAUUUUUGUAUGAUUUUGAACUAUCUGAAUCUAAUAAUUUGGCCGGUGCUACUCCUAGUAGAAAGUCCUUUUCUAGAAGUUCUAUUUUUGAGCCAUUUAAAAUAGAUGAACCCUUUUCGCAACAGUUGCUUUUGGAAGAAGAAGAAGAUAAAGACGAAAUUAACAACACAGAAUUAAUGAAUAAUGAAACUUUGUUGGAUACAGAUGAGAAGACGAUAAUUGGCGCUUCCUUUAGGGCUUUGGUUUAUCACCUAACCAAUGAACUGAAUAAACCAACUGAAUUUUUUGUUUCUGUAUUUUUAAUGAAUUUUAAGUCAUUUGCUACAUCCAGUGAUUUCAUGAGUGAGUUAGUGGCCAGAUUUGAUGUUGAUAACAGAUUUCCGAACAAUGAAUUUAAUUCCCCAAGAGGCAAUUUUCCUUCAAUGGCCUCCAUAAUAAAAUCCAGAAGAAGAUUGGUUCUGAAAAUCAUGAAAAUCUGGAUGCAAAGUUAUUGGGAUUAUGCAAAUGAUUUUAAUAUAAUACCUGUAAUUAUAAAUUUUUUGAAUGAAUCAGCUAUAUUGUAUUUGCCAGCAGAAACAAGAGUUUUAAUUAUAAUAGCUUCGAAGCUAAUUAGCAUUUCGCCCAAGAAUGAAAGUAUCAUAGCAAAAAAUAACCUACAAUUGGUACCAAGAAAUAUUAAAUAUUCGGGAAAUACUAAUAACAAUAAUGUUAGUAGUGGUAGUAGUGGUAGUAGUACUAGUACUAGUACUAGUAAUGACAAUGCAGCUAAAAACAGUACCUCAUAUCCCACCUUAUUUGGCAAUGAUUUUGAUAAUGAAAUUGACGAACGAAUUAUAAAAAACUAUGAGUUGACCAAAAUACCUGGGCCUCAUACAAAUUCUGUUUUGUUAUCCGGCACUUUUCCCUCUGGGCUGCUCUCUUUUGCAUUAUUAUCCAAACAAAAUAUUCAUACACUAGAAAAAUCGGUCGCGAAUUACAGAGAAUGUAUUGGUAUUUCAUCACAGACUAGCGAUAAUUUUGCAGAAAAUUUAGAUGAAAUGAUUUCCAUGUGGUACACACUGUUAGUCAAUGUAGAUCAUACAGCUAAAAAUUUGGGAAAGGAUCUCGCACUUAACAUGAAUGAUUUUAAUAUUUGUGAACUAAAUCCCUUGGAGGUUGCUAAACAAUUAACGUUGAUUGAAACACGUCUAUUUGUUUCAAUUACACCUAAUGAAUUUUUAAACGAGAAUUUUUUACCACACAGGUUUGAAAAGGGCUUGUCAUCCAACAUUAGGAAAUUGCUGGCUUUUACCAACUCCUUGUCCAACUAUGUCAUAGAAUCAAUUGUUGGAUUAUCUGUCUCUGCUGAAAAAAAGGCAGAAAGAAUUAAACAGUGGAUGAGGAUUUCGCUCUCGUGUUUGUACUUUAAAAAUUUUAAUUCCUUGGCAUCUAUUAUUAUUGCCUUGCAGAGUCAUGUUAUUUCAAGAUUGUAUGUCGUUUGGGAAAAUUUGGAUACCGAUGAUAUGGAAUUGUUUGAAUAUUUAGCUCAAAUUAUUCAUCCACAUAAUAAUUAUAAUAUUUAUAGAAGGAAAUUGCAAGAAUUGAUCACACGCUCUAAAAAAGGUGCAGACCUUGCUUCUUCUACCAAAGGUGGUGCUUCAAAAUUGAUAAUUCCCUUUUUUAAUCUAUACUUACAAGAUUUAACGUUUAUUUAUGAUGGUAAUAGUAAUUAUAGAAAUCAAGAAGGGUUUAGGCUUCACCGUUUGAUUAAUUUCGACAAAUACAUAAAGGUGACAAAAGUUAUCGGGUCUGUUCAGCAAUUACAACACUUGGCUAAUGCUAUCGUUUCUGAAUCGAUAAUAUCUACUACUAAUAGCCCAGAAGUUUAUGGAAAGAGAAAUUCGGUUUUUAGUUUCCAUUCUGUUGGCAAUGGUAUUAAUAAAAGCUCUGAUAAAAGUAUAAGGUCAUUGCCUCUAUUACAAGAGUUUAUAUUGGAUGAGUUAUGGAGAGUUCAUUUGUUGUACACAGAGGAUCCUGAUAGAGGGUAUAACAUGAGUAUUCAAUUUUUACCCAGAGAUUAA
Saccharomycodes ludwigii is the source of this 4692-nucleotide messenger RNA. RefSeq names its product Ras family guanine nucleotide exchange factor BUD5 (gene BUD5). Gene Ontology annotation, molecular function: protein binding; guanyl-nucleotide exchange factor activity. Lineage: Eukaryota; Fungi; Ascomycota; Saccharomycetes; Saccharomycodales; Saccharomycodaceae. Gene Ontology annotation, cellular component: plasma membrane. The record is from RefSeq and is a predicted model, not a curated record. Gene Ontology annotation, biological process: Ras protein signal transduction; positive regulation of GTPase activity. The transcript has a single exon. The coding region runs from base 1 to 4692 and encodes 1563 amino acids.